CAGUGAUCAAUGUCAUGACUUCCUCCUCGGGCUGGAGCAGUAUCAGAGCACAGCUGAAGGAAGCUGAUUACUGCUGGUUUCAAAUUGGCUGGGAACAAUACAGACACACACACACACAGAGAACACACAACACACGCGCGCACAAACACACACACACACACACACACACAGCCCGCCCCCCGGCUCCCGCGCCGCCGCUCCGCGCCGGGGGGGGAAGAUGAGCUCGGGGGACGUCGUUUGCACUGGAUGGCUCAUUAAAUCGCCCCCCGAGAAGAAACUCAAGAGAUACGCAUGGCGCAAGCGCUGGUUCGUGCUACGCAGAGGCCGCAUGAGCGGGAACCCUGAUGUGCUGGAGUACUACAGGAACAACCACUCCAAGAAACCCAUUCGCAUCAUCGAUCUCAAUGAGUGUGAAGUGCUGAAGCACUCAGGGCCCAACUUCAUCAAGAAGGAAUUUCAGAACAACUUUGUCUUCAUUGUGAGAACCACCUACCGCACCUUCUACCUGGUAGCCAAAACCGAGGAGGAGAUGCAGAUCUGGGUGCACAACAUCAGCCAGAUCUGUAAUUUUGGGCAUUUGGAAGAUGGCACAGAUUCGGUGGAGAGCCUGUCACACACCACCUCAUCCCCGCAGCCCUCGCCCGCUGCCUCCACCCACGCCUCCCGCGUUGCCGAUCCCUCCUCCUCUGUCGACAGCGCUGCAGCCGACGCCUCUGCCGCGGAGGAGACCCCCAGCGAGUCAGAGUCGGUCUUCCUCCCCGAUUACCUCUUCCUCUCCAACUGCGAAUCGGGCAAGCUCAGUCACACCAGAUGUGACAGCUGGUCAAACUCUGACAGAUCGCUGGAGCAGACCUCAUCAGAUGACGUUUUUGUCGACUCCUUGCAGUCCCAGCCUUCGCCGUACCUUGUGCAGCCAUCCAGUGCUGGCACCAUCCACCAGGACGGGGCCCCCUUGGCAAACCAUGGAGCCAUCUCCAGAAGCAUAGACAUUAGCAGGCCAUCCAGUGACUUUUCCUCCUCUUCUCCAUUGCUGGGGACGCCGCUAACACCGACCUUUCAGAUUGACAAGAGCCAAAGUGCGCUGCCCUACGGUGUAACCAAGCUGGAUGUGCUGUCUAACACACCACCACCCCGGCCACCCAAGCCCACCCACUUCUCUGACAGGAGAGGGGAAGAGCUGGGCAGUGGGGCCCUACACAACGGCCACGCAGGGAUCUGCCGGGCCCAGGUUGCUUUAGUGCCGAGGAGAAUCUCUUUGUCCAGUUUAGACAACGUCAGGAACUGGAAAGGAGACUUGGAAGGCAGCUCUUUAAGAAGCCGGGAUAAGAGGCUUAGCUUGAAUUUGCCCUGUCGAUUCUCCCCGCUCUACUCGACCACAUCAGAUAGCACGGAGGACAGCUAUGUGCCCAUGCACCCCAGCACCUCGCCGUCCAUCCCUGGCUCUGACUGCUCGCCUGACGGCUACAUUCCCAUGAGCCCAGGCUCAGCUACGUUUACCUUCCCUGUUGUCAGCACUGAAAAACUCACCAGCCCCCUGCCUGAGCUUCCCUUGGACCUGGAGCCCCCGCCAGUGAACCGAGACCUCAAGCCUCGUAGGAAAUCACGGCCUCCUCCACUGGACCUGAGAAACCUCUCCACAAUCCGGGAGCAUGCUGCUGUGACCAGGAUGUGGACUGUGCCUUACAAUCGAAUGAGCUUUAUCUCACCAGAAAGAGACGGUAUUAAUUCAGCAAGAAUAUUUGCCAAUUCAGUUUCCGGAGAAGAGGAAGAAAGUUACAUUCAUAUGGAACACAGACAGGCAACAUCUCCAUACAGUGGUGCUUUUCCAUGGACAAGGAAAUCUAACCUUGAUUACUUAGCAUUGGAUUUUAAUUCUGCUUCCCCAUCCCCUGUACAGAAGAAACCUUUUCUCUCUGAGGAGCAGAGAGUGGACUACGUCCAGGUAGAUGAGCAGAAGACUCAAGCUUUACAGAACACUAAUCAGGAAUGGACAGAUGAGAGGAAAUAUAAAGUUUAAAGGAAGAAGGUUUGGGAUUUAGAGGAUUUUCUUUUUGCACUGGAACCACAAUGUUAAUGAAGCAGCUAUCACAGCAGAGUUCAAAGGCAGAGAGAGUUGUAAGAUGCAUGUGGUCUCUAGAGGAAUUACAUUUUUAAUAGAAAACCUUUGAUUUCAGCUGGAAAUAGUAUGUUGAAUGAGUGAGUGGUUCACUGAUGAUUAAAGGAAUGCAUUACUCUUUUUACUGCCCUUACCAGUAAGCUACAUGGUACUGUUUUCUGGCAUGAUUCUGGGACAAGUCGUACACUCAGUGUUAACAAAUCCACUACAUGUUGCAUUAAUCUAGUUAGUCCUGCCUUCUCCCUCUGUUGUGUAAUUCCUAGUUGCUAAAGCUACUUUUUGAUAUUCCUUCAAAUACUGCAGGUGCUCAAACUGCUUAUGGCAACGGGCAUCUGACAGCUGUUGGUGACUAAUCAACUAAGGGCUAAAAUACUGAAACAAUAAAAAGAACUUUUAAAAUACAUAGUGCUUAAGUAAAGAGAAUUUUGGAAAAUAGUUUUCCCCUGGGUUUAAAAGGUCUGACUCUGAGCUGACGCUGUUAGAAACUCAAAAUAGGACUGUGCACUGGUGGAACUGGAAAGCGUGGUCUCUGACCCUCCAGAUGAUGGUUGUCAUAUUAAGCUUCUUCUCCCCGUUGCCGCUCAUACACGUCGCCUUUCCAUCUGAUUACUACUGAUAUUUUCUUCAUAUCUUGAGUUGUGUCUUCAGCACAGCGCAGCAUAGCCGCUCCUCUAGCAGGAGGCUGCAGAGGCACAGCUCUUGCCUGGCCAAAAAAUAGAAAGAGAAGCUGUAAGCCUGUUUCUGCAAGUCUUGGGAGAACUGGCAAAGGAUCAAGAAUGCUUUCAUCCGAACUGCAGAAGAAAUACAAGGGGAAUUGCUGGUAGCAUUCGUCAGACUGAUUGUUUCAUUAGACACACCCCGACGAGAGAGAGCAUUAGGAAGCACUGUGGUCCGAGAGACCAGCGGGCCUGCCAAAAUACAACAACAACAACAAUGCACUUACGCAGCGCGGGGACCUCUGGGCUCAGGAAGCUUAUCUACCUUGGGACCUGUUACAGGCACUAUCUCAGGAUCGCAUACGUAUAUAGUUUAUAACCUAUUUAACUUUAAAAGCCUGUCUGCAAUCUUUAUUUUAAGGUGGCACACGGCCUCUCGAAUAAAGGAAGCAUGCAGCACCAUUGCGUUACCCCACACUGGAUUUGAUCUUGGAGCCUUUCCUCAUGCAAGUGAGUCCUACUAGCCAUAAGAGGUCUAUUCCUGUCAGCAAGGAUAGAGAACCAGGAUCUUUAUGAGGGUUUUCCUCUUUGACAGGGCCAAUUCACUGGCCUCCCUUCGUGUGCCUGUCGUUACCGCAUUAUACUACUGUAAUUUAACAUCCAAAAAAUGCUGAUUUACCAAACUGAGGUCAUAGAAAUGUCAUGAUGGAAAUCGCUGACAUUUCAAGCUUCCUAGUUAUCUUUUUUCACACCUGCAUUCUGCAUUCAGCCACUGGGGCACUUUGGAAGGCUGAGGGACAGGACCAAGUUUGAUGUCCUGCUAGAAACGGCAGCUUAGCUAAUAGAAACACCACUUUUCUCCUACCUCAAGACAGCUGAAGUGCUUGCAAACCUCACUGUUCCUUUAGAGCAAAAACAAAGCUGGGAACCCGCCAUGAUCAAUCUCCUAGCUUUUCCUGCAAGAAUAAGCUUCACCAGCGCCUUUAUUGACUCUGGGGCAAACCACACACCCAGCCCUGCAGGCAUGAAGGGUCCUGGAUUGGAGCUACUCGAGAAAAUGGGGGUCAUACUGCAGAAAGUUGACUUGCUGUUUUGGGCUUCUCCCUCCCUCCCCCUUCAAAAAAGCUCUAAAAUGAAAGCUGAUGUUCAGAAAAGCUUUGAGAAGAAUUCAGCAGAAAGCAUACUGGUUUGAUGUGAAAUUUAGUUUGUUGAAACCCCAAGUUUUUCUCCAAAAACAAGUUUAGGAGAGCUCUGACCACCUGUGCCCUGUGUUGCAGCAGGAGAAGGAGGCUCAGGGAGAUGCAGGGGACACGUGCACCUCCUCGGAGUUAGCAUGGAGGUAGAAGCAGAAGAACCGUCAUUACAAAGAUGUGAAUGCUUUUGCAUGCCUUUGGUGCUUGCUGCAAUACUGAAAGAAUUAAAAGACCAGCUAAGAAGUGUAUUUCAAUAUGGCGCAACCUUGCUCAAGAGCCCUGCAAAGCACUGAAAAGCUCCACAAAUUGCACUGUACUACUGCAGAUCCUAAUUGCACAGCAACGGUGUGGGAGCCGCUGAUUCAGGUUGCAACAGUGUUCAAAUCAGGUCAUGUUUUACCCGAGUGUUUCUUUUCAAGCUGUCAGAAUAUCCUCUGAAAUGGAAAAAUACAACAUUAUUGAAGACAACUGACUCCCUUGCUAUUCCAGUUUAUUGUAAAAAUAUUUAAACCUUCACAAACAUGGCUACUGCAUCAUUCAGAAGUUCGGAAAAUGAAGAUUUCUUCUCAUGGUUUUCUUUCCUAAAUGGACAUGUAAGCCGGCGUUGACUGUCCUUAGAUCAGAAUAGACCUCCCUUCAAAUUUCCAUGUGUCUCUUUCCUGGCCCUGGAGAUAUGUUAUCUUGAUCAAACACAGCUUAGUUGCAUCCAACUUUCACUUUCUACCUAAAAACUAAGCUUGUUUUUUUGUUCAGAUUUUUCAUAUGGGGAGAAAAAGCAAUGCAAUUGCUUUUUUUCAUAUCAGUCCUUUUUUACUGACUGAUUGAGGGCCUGUGACAUACAUUCUUAUGCAAGUGUAACACUUGAAAUGUGAGCAAUUAAAAAAAAAUUAAAAAAUUUAAAGCAGUUCUUCCCCAAGGCUUUUUUCUUAUUCUUUUUUUUCACUUUUGGUCAAGUCCUACAACGUUCCAAACAGGCUAAAGAAGAGGAGGAUGGUGUGGGGAUGGCAAAAAAGCCAUAUCUGCUGUGGUCACUCCAUUAUUAAAGAUUUCACCCCAAAUGGAGCUGCCCCCCUGCUCUGGUAUGUAACCACCAUGCCUGUGGGCGCUAAGGCGGCAACCGCUGGGUCCCGGUGUUGUUACCGCUGACUGGCAGGAGAGAUACGUUACAGAGCAAAACGGCGUCAGCAUUUAAUUAACUUUGCUCCUAAAUACCGAUACCUUGGCCAAAGAGGAAAGAGACACCGAAAGCACCUGAAAACUGCAGCAGCUUUGGACACUGUCUUGUCUGGUACAAGACAAAUGCACCCCGGCUGCGGAGCCAGCCAGGCACGCUCCACGCACAGCCGCGUCCCUUUGCUCCAGGGCUAUCAAUUUGCUAUUUGCAAGUAGUUAUUUAAGGACAGCAGAACCAAUGAGGAGGGAGGCCCUGCAGCUCUGCGCGCGUGGGGCGGCCAGCGGCCCCUGGGGUGGCAGGGUGUCUGCUGGCGGCUCGCCCAUAGGGUUGGCGCGAUCAGAAACGUCGCUCAGCAGAGCUCUCGCGUGGAGCUGAGUCGCACAAACAAGCUGAAGGGUUUCAGUCCUGGUGGUCUUUAGGAAAAAUCCAGGCAGGAGGCUCAGCUGAGCAGCUGCGUGUCCCAAGCCAUCGGACACGGCGGAGAAAUGAGCCGAGUGCCAGCACCCCGGCACUGGAGGGAGGAAGGUGAAUGCGAUACGGAUCGCUCUUACUUAAAUUGCCUGCAGCCAGGGAGCACAAAAACUACCUGCGUCCAACACUUGCUUGGAAUUAAUCCUAAAGAACCAUAAAUAAAUUAAUCUGAUCUGAACUUCUUUCCUGAACAGAUCGGGAUUUAUGUACUUGCUUGGAGUUACAGGGAUUCUUAACUUCUGUACUCAAUUAGGGGUUAUUAUGGCCAUUUUCUGCAGCCUUUCAAGGAUCACUCAUUUGAGCAAGGCGUAGCAGGAUCCAGGACCCUCUUAUUUUUUGGACUAAGCUAUGUUUUUCAUUUCCUUAUAGUACCUUGAUUUCAGAAGACAGCAUUAAACACCUUACUGUCGGAAAUGAACACUUCGCCUGAGAGUGUCGACAGCUGGAGCUGGGUGUUUUCAACCCUUUCUUCCAAGGGUAGGGCCUGCUCCCUUCAGUGUUGCGAAUAACCUAAAUAGAUGUAGAUUCUGGAGUUGCAUUCACUUUAAAUGAUUCAGUGGUUCAGUGAUUCAAAGACCAUCAGAUGCUGUGAUGAGAAUGAAGCACAGGGCAAUGCCUUUCCUUUGUGCCCCCGUUCUGCAGAAAUUGCUCAGGUUAAAAAAAAAAAAAAGCCACCAAAUUAGCAGACUUUUGCCAUUUCAAAGCCGGAAUAUUUUUUGUUCAAAUAAAAAUAAACCUUUGUUUUGUGCAAGUGAGGCAUUAUACUUUUUGGUAUUUGUAAAUCUAUGGGAAGCAUUAAACAGUCAUCUCUGCUAAGGAGAAGUCAUUGAUAGAGGGGAUUGGCUCUCCCUUCCCAAUGUUUCAUUGUAAUGUUUGUUGUAUAUAUUUGCACAUUA
Molecule: messenger RNA, 6506 nt
Organism: Struthio camelus australis
Lineage: Eukaryota; Metazoa; Chordata; Aves; Struthioniformes; Struthionidae
Gene: GAB3
Product: GRB2 associated binding protein 3
Biological process (GO): signal transduction
Cellular component (GO): cytoplasm
Molecular function (GO): signaling adaptor activity
Source: RefSeq, a predicted model, not a curated record